AUGGAUGACACUCAGAGCUUCGAUGUCUCGUCAGUCAGAGAUGCUCUGGCAGAUGUCACCAAUGCCCAGACAAACAGGAAUGCCGAAGCAUCUGCUCUUGCUCGCGAGAAAGGCUGGGCGGCUCCUGAAGGCUAUGAUUAUGAUAAGUAUGUCGGUGUUCCUCCUCUGGAGAAACCUGCCGAGGACAGCCAGAGCCUGCAGGAAGAAGCCGUUCCUGAAUGGGCUGCCAAUGCUGCCAAGUACGAAUGGAAAGAGGAAUACGGUGACGUUGGUCCCGAAAAUCCUCGGCUAGAAGAACAACUCUUCCGUGGAGAGUUCAUUAACCGGACCGGUCUGAAGAUCGGCAACCUCAGAAAUAUCGAGGUGGUUGCCGAGUCUCGUGAGCGGCCUGCGCCCAUUAGAUCGUUCGACGAUGCCGGUCUUCAUCCUGUCAUGCGUCAAAACAUUCGUCUUUGCGGCUACGAGCAGCCCACACCUAUUCAGGCAUACGCAAUACCCGCUGUCUUGACGUCUCACGAUCUGAUCGCGAUUGCUCAAACCGGCUCUGGUAAAACGGCUGCCUUUCUGAUCCCAGUCCUUUCCCAGCUCAUGGGAAAGGCGAAAAAGCUUGCGGCACCUCGUCCAAACUUAGGUGAGGGCUUUAACCCCAAGAGUGAUGCUGUUAUUGCAGAGCCUCUUGUUUUGAUUGUUGCUCCCACUCGCGAAUUGGCGAUUCAGAUCUUUGACGAAGCUCGUCGUCUUUGCUAUCGUUCGAUGCUGCGUCCAUGCGUCGUCUACGGUGGUGCUCCCUUUAUCGGCCAGCACAGGGAGCUUCAGAUGGGCUGCGACAUUCUCAUCGCUACACCCGGUCGACUGCUCGACUUCAUGGAGAAGCCUCAUACCCUCUCCCUGCGUCGUGUCAAGUACACCAUCAUCGAUGAAGCUGAUGAGCUCUUGUUGUCAGACUGGGAGGAGGAUUUUAAGAAGAUCAUGUCCGGCGGAGACGUAAAUGAAGAUGCAGAUCAUAGAUACAUGAUGUUCUCGGCGACAUUCAACAGAGGCUGUCGUGAGUUGGCGCGUAAUUUCCUCGCCGACGACCAUGUCCGCGUCCGCAUCGGCCGCCCGGGCAGCACCCACAUCAACGUUUAUUGGGCUGAUCCUUCUCAAAAACGAAAGGCUCUCUACGACUUGCUUCUUGCCAUGCCGCCUUCGCGGACGCUUGUCUUCGUUAACUCGAAGGCAACGGCUGAUCAGCUCGAUGACUACUUAUUCAAUCUCGGACUGCCCAGCACUUCGUUCCACUCUGACCGUACUCAGCGUGAGCGUGAGGAUGCCUUGCGUGCAUUUCGCUCGGCGAAAUGCCCAAUAAUGGUUGCCACCGGCGUCUCAGCACGUGGUCUCGACAUAAAAAAUGUAAUGCAUGUCAUCAACUUCGAUCUCCCCAGUGCUAUGCACGGAGGUAUAACUGAAUACAUUCACCGGAUCGGACGUACUGCUCGCAUUGGUAACGAGGGCCUUGCGACCUCAUUCUUCAAUGAUCGGGACGUGGAUCUAGCACCUGACUUGGUGAAGAUUUUGGUUGAGGCGAAUCAGGACGUCCCUGACUUCCUCAUGGACCAUAAGCCUCCCGCGGGCGAAAAGCUCAAUUUUCACGAUGAUACAGAUGAUGAGGAUGCUAACGAAGCUAACGGUACGAACGGCAACGGCGACGGAAACGGAGCCUGGGGAGGCUUUCAGCCCGCCUCUGCGGAGGAAGCGCCUGUGUCUUCUGGCUGGGACUUUCAAGAAUCAACGACGGAUGCUACCAUGAGGCCCACGGUACCUCUCAAUCAGGCAAUCCUAGCCUUGACGCCCCUCCUUUUCACCACGGCAGUCCAACUCCUUCCUCCUCCACCGAUUCCUGUCAAUUUUACGGCCGCGUUUAUACACAACCCUGCGUCUCCUACUCAGCAUACUAAGAACAGAUCAUCCGGCCUGGUUAUCGACUCCUUUACUGAGUCAGAACGCAACGAGCUUGGCUUCUGGCACGGUCCCAGCACCAACCUCGCAAGCGAGCCCGGUAAUGGCUAUGUGCGUCUCUUUCCUUCAGACCCAGAUCAAAACUACCACACAGAGCUCGGGCCUGCAACCUGCUUCGACAUGCGACCUUACGAGCAUAUGUACCUCCAUGUAGUGUUUUCGGGGUCGACAAAGUUCAGUAUCUCACUGAAUCAACAUAACGAGAAGUGCGAUUCUCGCCGCAGCCCCUUCCUCGAAACGUGGGACAGUGUCGAAACAGAGCGGUACGCGCGGGGAAACGACAUUUAUGUGCCUUUGGAUCAUUUUGACAUCGAUCAGUCUCGGACGGUGUCGGUCUCUUUUCACGGGUUCUACUCUCCGGAGACUUUGACAUUAUACAAAGUGGAAAUCGUCUCAGACCUCCCGUGGGGAUUUUAUGUGCCCCCGAAGCUAGAGACCGGAAAACUGUAUCUUCAUUGCACAAGACCGAACUCCUUUGCCUUUGGCAUCGACGACGGAUUGCCGCACUUGGUGCAAGACGUCAUGGAUAUCUUGGAAGAGGAGGACAUCCUGGUCACCUUUUUCGUUGUGGGCGCUGGGCUUCGAGACAAGGAGGCCAACUUUUCGCAAGUGUACCAAGAAAUGCUGCGGAGAGGACAUCAGAUAGCCUUACAUUCGGAUACGCAUCAGCAGAUAGAAGGUCUCGACACCAUAAAGGCUAUCGAUGAGGAGAUUGUUCACAACAUUGAGACGUUUCAGAGACUACUUGGGAUUGAAUCUCGUUAUUUCCGUCCACCAUACGGCACUGUCGGCGCUAGAACCCGGCAGCGGCUGGCAGCAUACGUCAAAGACCCCAACGUCAUAAAUUGGAGCGUCGAUGUCGAGGAUUGGCUGUGGGCAGAGAGCAAAACACCGGAGCGCCAACGUGAUGCAUUUUUCCGCGACGUAGGUCGAGGAGGCAACUUGGUGGUUAUGCAUUAUCUCAGUCCGACAACGGUCAAGUACUUUGGGGAAUUCAUCCGAUUCGUCAAGAGUAUCAAUCUCGACAUCAUGCGAGUGGAUCAAUGCCUCGAGGAUCCCGACAGUCCUCCAUUCGACACAUUUCGAUUCAGCCAGCAGGGGCGCGGGCGAUACAGGAUUCAGUCGAAUAGAAGGCCUGAUACCAACCCGCGCAAGACGGGGUGA
This is a messenger RNA of Aspergillus mulundensis, 3162 nucleotides long. RefSeq names its product DEAD box RNA helicase. The record is from RefSeq and is a predicted model, not a curated record. Gene Ontology annotation, biological process: carbohydrate metabolic process. NCBI's taxonomy places the organism in Eukaryota, Fungi, Ascomycota, Eurotiomycetes, Eurotiales, Aspergillaceae. Gene Ontology annotation, molecular function: ATP binding; RNA binding; RNA helicase activity. Gene Ontology annotation, cellular component: nucleus. The transcript has 12 exons. Bases 1 to 3162 code for a protein of 1053 amino acids.